CAAGAUGUACAUUUUAGAAGUGCGCAGGGGACCAGUUUAUAUUUCAAUCGCAUCUCCUCUGUCUUUUCCGUCAAAUUUAGAAUCCGAUUGCUCCACAUGCUUGAUGGUUAUUUUAAACAAUUCUCAUCUCUAGCGGUAAACAACUUAAUGCAUAGGCAGUGAAGAUGUUGAUAAAAAGAUUACUUCAGAUUCCCACAAGAUUGUCAAAACAACUUUUUUGGAGAGUUCCUUCAGCAGCUUAUUGUGAUGUACAGCCAAAAGAGCCACUACAGGAGGAGAUGUUGAGAGAGGCUGAAGAAUUUGUUGCAAACCUUGAUGAAUCCGGAUUAGAGAAAAUGAAAGAAAUUAAACAAUUGCGCGAAAUUUUACAAGGCGAAAAUGUAGAAGUGCCAGAGACUAUACCUAUUACAAGUUGGAAAGUCCUGAUUACCGAGCAUAAUACAUAUAAUGCUAGAGUAAAGUACUUUCGAAAGCUUUACAAAGACGAAUUACGCAGGAGAAGCAGUGAAGAGAAGAAAGAAAUUAAUAGAAUAAAAAAACAAAAAAGAUAUGAAGAAUUAGCAGCAAAUUUUAGGAUACCGGAGUUUAGCAUUAAUUAUUCACCAAGACAAAGAGAUCAUGAUAACUGGAAGAAAUUGAAGGCUUGGCAUUCAGAUAUUAACAUGAUCUUCGAUUUAGACUUCAAGCAGAGGGAAAGAGAGUAUAUUCAUUCUGCUACACAGAUUCAAGAAAUAUGGGGAAUGAAUAAGAGGCAUUUGCAGCCUCUGAAUAUUCAUUUAACAAGCAUUGAUAAAAAUGAACAUAUUGCGCGAUUUAUAAAGUAUCAGAAAAUGGAAUCUUGCACUGUGCACAAGGAACACUUCUCUGACUUAUUUGAUAAAUCAGAUUUGGUUUACCUGACACCAGAUGGUCCACCGAUGAAGAGAUUUGAUAGAGACUGCACAUACAUUGUUGGCGGAUUUGUUGAUUUGGCGAAUAAAAAGCAUCAGACAUUAGGUAUUGCCAGGCAGCUAGGCAUCAGAACUGCGUCGUUUCCAAUCAAAACAUACUGCGAUUUAAGAGUGUAUCAGAAACACACAAUUUUAACAUUGAAUGCGGUGUAUGGUAUUUUACUGGACAUGUACUUACAUGGUUCAUGGGAAAAAGCGUUUGUAAAAAACUUGGGGAGUAAAUAUCCACUUUAUUCAGAUGUUUGUGUGAAGAAAAGUGUAGAAUAUAUGGAUAUCAAAAGAUACGAAAGGAUUCAAGAUGCCUUAUUAUCUAGAAAAAGAGAUGUAUUGAGAGAUAAAUAAAAAAUAGAAAACAGAA
Messenger RNA from Ruditapes philippinarum (Manila clam), 1308 nucleotides. RefSeq names its product tRNA methyltransferase 10 homolog A-like. The transcript is spliced from 5 exons. Gene Ontology annotation, biological process: positive regulation of mitochondrial translation; mitochondrial tRNA 5'-end processing. The coding region runs from base 165 to 1292 and encodes 375 amino acids. Gene Ontology annotation, molecular function: tRNA binding. NCBI's taxonomy places the organism in Eukaryota, Metazoa, Mollusca, Bivalvia, Venerida, Veneridae. Gene Ontology annotation, cellular component: nucleus; nucleoplasm; mitochondrion. The record is from RefSeq and is a predicted model, not a curated record.